AAUUCACAUCCAGCACUCUGGGUGGCUCUGUGUGUGUGCCACUGACUCACACACAUUUCCAUCAGCAAAAAGUUUACCUCACCUUCAAAUAAUUUAAACAUUCUUUUAUUGAUUGGGUGUCCACCUCCUUUAAUUUAUUCAAGUGUGGAGCCACUGUGUACCUAUAUUUCCAGCAAAGAUCGUUCUACUGCAGAGGCUCUUUUUUUACUUCAGUAUUUAUAAUCCAUUAAUCAAGUGACCAAACCAAUCUCUUUCAGAUUAUUCGCACGUUUCUUUCUGAAUUCACGUUUCCUGUAGAUGGCACCAUUGCGUGCUUGUUGGCAACAAGUUCAAGCCAGGACGUCGAUUUGUAGCUCAUCCUUAACCUCAACACCCUCAUGGCAGUAAAAUUUGAUGUAAGUGGAAGUAAUUAGAGAGCAUAAACUACUAAACUUAAACAUUUAUGUCAGUGGAAUGUGGCUCUAGGUUCGGCAGAAGUGCGCGUAAAGGGUUUUGAUUGAUGCUUUAACGGACAUCUUAUUACAAUUUCUAGACUAAAAUAGUUGACAUGCCAGUAGUUUGUGUUUUUUCUGUCGGUUUUCCUCUGGCUGGAGCGGUUGUAGUGGAGACCGUGGCGCGCAGCAGCAGCAGCAGAGCGGAGAGAGAGGAGCGCGCAUUAAACAUGCUCUUGGAGAGCUGAGAGUCAUUCCCGUCACUCUCCGCGCGCAGUCAGACUGCAGAGCCAUCCCAGGGUAAUCUCAAUGAAUGUUGCACUACAAAAAAUGACUAAAAAUAAAAGUAAAGGAAGGAGACUAGCAGAACACGCGAGGACUUCAUCUGAGAGCGCACCAGACUUCCCAUGAUGGAACAGAGGGUAACAUAGGGGGUGAGCUCUUGCAUUUCCUGUCAAGAUUUCAAGUUUGGAUGUAUGCUGGGGAAUGUCCGCCACUUCUUUAAAUAAGUCUUCUUUAAUUUUGGAUUAUAUAUAUAUAUAUUUACAUAUAUAUUGAAAUUAGUCCAAUUCCCCGCUGCGCUUCUGGAGCUGCACCGUAGCGCGCCCUGUCCUCACCUACAGUGAUGGAAAGGAACAGCACCGCUGUUUCAAGGACGUCAACCGAUCAAGAAAUCGCUUAGAUGAACGGCCAGCAUAUGUCGAAUGUUUUUUUGAGUGGAGAGUUGAGUGGAAAAAAGGAAAGCAAGCUGAUCCAAACAAAAGCGCAUUUGGAUUACAACAGCAGGAGAUGAAUGAACACACGUGUGAUUUCCUGUUAAAGUGCGUCCCUGCUUCUUGAAACCUGGAUUGUAACGAAUCAUCUGCUGAACUACCGAUUGUUUCUAGGUGAGUGAGUUAAAAUGAAAAAAAUAAAGAAAUAAAAGAGCUGCCAGGGUGGAUUUCUGUCAGCCCAGGGACCAAUAUCAUCACAGGGACACGCCUCGAAGAUCAUUAAACAAAUCAGAUAAACGCAGUGCAGAAACCAUCAAUAGAAGUUAUUGAUGAGGUGGUAUAUAAGGCUAAUGAUUGGCCAAACUUCCAUUCACUCAAAAACGAGGCAACACUAUACUGUGGAACUUUUCUGAAAGGUUUGAUAGUUUCAGAGUGAACUGAGAGGAAGAACUUUCGCUCAAAGAGAGGAAACUUUAUAAGGAAUGAGCUGACCAGAAGAGCAAAUGCAAACAACAGCUGGAACCUUUUUGUCCCUCAACAAAGUAGAAUGUCGGCCGUCUGUGUUGCUGCUGCAGGAAUCAACGACUAUUUUUGGGGAGGAAUUCUUGAGGGCAAGGUUUUGAAACACUUUUAACAUCAUUUGUGCAAACAUGGUGUUUGUGCCGAGGAGCCUGCGGAUGACCCAGACUGUGGGAGAGCUGGUGCCAAGACAGUUUAGCUCUCCAGCAGCAGCGCUGUUUGUCUGAUGCUCUCUCUCACAGCGGCACAUCAGCGACUGCGGGCUGGAGAUGUGAUGGGGUGAGUGCUGACAACCCCCUCACCCAACCCCCUGUCUCUCACGUUGUUAGCACAAUAAUAUAAACAAUGGAUCAGAAUUUCUCAACAGUACGAGAUGGCAGGCAGCUCACGGCAGAGAGAGACUCGUCAAAGCGGGUUCUGACAGGAUGCUUCCUGUCCCUGCUCAUUUUCACAACGCUACUAGGCAACACCCUCGUGUGUGCUGCCGUCACCAAGUUCCGACACCUGAGGACGAAGGUCACCAACUACUUUGUCAUCUCGCUGGCCAUCUCUGACCUUCUGGUUGCUAUUUUAGUGAUGCCGUGGAAGGCAGCCACAGAGAUCAUGGGGUUUUGGCCGUUUGGAGCUUUCUGCAAUGUCUGGGUGGCCUUUGACAUCAUGUGCUCCACAGCCUCCAUCCUGAAUCUUUGUGUGAUCAGCGUUGAUCGUUACUGGGCCAUCUCCAGUCCGUUCCGCUAUGAACGCAAGAUGACUCCUAAGGUGGCAUGUCUAAUGAUAAGUGCAGCCUGGACUUUAUCUGUACUCAUCUCCUUCAUUCCUGUCCAGCUUAACUGGCACAAAGCUCAGACCACCACCUAUGCAGAACUAAACGGGACAUACCUCUUAGAUCUGCCCCCUGACAACUGCGACUCCAGCCUUAACAGGACAUAUGCCAUCUCAUCCUCCCUCAUCAGCUUCUACAUCCCUGUGGCGAUUAUGCUGGUCACCUACACGCGAAUUUACCGCAUUGCCCAGAAACAGAUCCGAAGGAUAUCUGCCUUGGAAAGAGCUGCAGAGAGUGCCAAAAACCGCCACAGUAGCAUGGGGAAUAGUUCAAGCAUGGAAAGCGAGAGCUCCUUCAAAAUGUCUUUUAAACGAGAAACCAAAGUGUUAAAGACGCUCUCAGUCAUCAUGGGCGUGUUUGUGUGUUGCUGGUUGCCCUUCUUCAUCCUGAACUGCAUGGUUCCGUUCUGCGAAACAAACAUGCCGGAUGGAUCCACGGACUUCCCCUGCAUCAGCUCCACCACUUUUGAUGUGUUUGUGUGGUUUGGCUGGGCAAACUCCUCACUGAACCCCAUCAUCUAUGCCUUCAAUGCUGACUUCCGCAAGGCCUUCUCCAUCCUCUUGGGUUGCCACAGACUCUGUCCGGGGAGCAACUCCAUCGAGAUCGUCAGCAUCAACAACAACAUGGGCGGCGCUACCUCGAACCCCAACUGCCUGUAUCAACCCAAGAGCCACAUCCCGAAGGAGGGCAACAAUUCAGCCAGCUAUGUGAUUCCCCACAGCAUCUUAUGUCAGGAGGAGGAGUUACAAAAGAAAGAAGGAUGUAGAGGGGAGAAUGAGGUGGGAAUGGUAAGCAACACCCUAGAGAAACCCUCCCCAGCGAUCUCUGGGAAUUUAGACAGUGAUGCAGAGGUCACGCUGGAAAAGAUCAAUCCCAUAACCCAGAAUGGGCAACAUAAAGCUGUGUCAUGUUGAGAGAAUGUCAGCAAAAAUGGAUAUAAAUGCAGCAAUGCUUCUGUGUGUGGACCACAGCAGGCAAGACUCACACAGGGGAGCAGAAAAGGAAACAUUAGAGACAAACAUCUCUGACAGGAACCCAGUGGCAGGACGAGCAGACGUGGAAAAAAACCUACAGAAUGUUUUAAUGUAAAGGCACUUUAUCUUGAAAAUAACUAUCUGCAAAAUACAGUCAACAUUUAUUGAUGAAAUUACUUCAUUUGAUGAUAAAUGUUGAUGAUAUGUAUGAUAAAACAGAACACCAGUGCAGACGUAUGAUGCAUACAUCUGCAUAUGUAUGAUGUACAGCAAUGUCACUCAUUUGGAAAGAGUAUAUACAGUGGGGGGAAAAUGUAGCAUUAGUGAAAUAUCAUGUAGGUACAGUAGGUGCUUGUUUGUGUUAAAUGAAAGGACAACGUGGCUGAAUCAAUGCAGUAAAAAUAGUUCCUUAUUGCAGUUAUUUCUUUAACGUAAAAGCAGUAUUAUUGCAAAAAAAAAAAAAAAAACAACCUCCCUUUUUGCUGUGGUAAUUCAUUUUAAUUAAAAAAAAAACGUUAAAUACCAAAGCAAAUGCUGUGAGACAGGGGAAAAUGUUAUUGGAUUCUGUUUGGGUAUACAUAUUUGAUAUUUGCACCCAUCCACCAUAAUCUUUCUGUGCCUGUGGGGAAUCUUUUCAAACCUUACUGAGAGGUCCAGCUUAUCUUUUUGUGACAGACUAAAAGGAGAGGACAAAAGACAAAGGCUCUGCCAUGAUCGGCUUUCUGUUGCGUAUUCAGUUUCUGAUCGAUCCUCGGUCACCUGGGAGCAAAAGAACAUUUCUAGAUUUCUUGAUAUCUCUAUCCUCCCGGCUCUCUUAUCUUACAAAAAAAAAGAAAAAAAAAACGACUUUUUUUUUAAUUUGCUCUCCUUCCUCCCAUUAUCCCCACCAUUCUCACACUCAUCAGGCUUCUUUCCAUCCUCACUUUCUUUAAAGUUUAAUCCUCCCCCACACCAUCUCAUUUGGCAGCCAUCCAUUUUAUGUCUUUCUUUUGCCCACUUUACUUGCUUGAUGAUUCUCCUCUUGGCAAAUACUACCAGUUCAUAAUGAUAAUAUUAAUUUAAAAAAAGAAACACGUUGGAGUUCAUGCAAAAGACACAUGGAUGAAAACACACUGAGUAACCUUUUUCAAAUGUAUGUUCUCACACUGUGUGACAGUCAGUCAGUUUGAGUAGGUGUUGUGAUGAACGUCCUGAAGAUUUUCUUUUCUGCACAAAUGUUUUGGAAAAUAAAAACAAUGCUACUGUUUAAAUCAGUAGUAUUCUGAUUUAAACAGUUGUUUUGAUUGAUUUAUUCUAUAGCAGGGGGGUCUUUAAUCUUUAAUUCUUUAAAUAUGCUGCUACUGCUCCACAACUUUUUUUAAAAAGGAUGUGCUGUUGGUAGUUUUUAGUGACAUUUGACCCACUGCGUUACAAAUCAGCCCGAUCUAAUGUGCUGUUUUAAGUGCCGUGAAAAGUCCUAAGUGUUAAAAGUCCCCCAAAAUUACAAGUUUCUUUAUGUUUGAGUCUUGUUUUUUUAUGUUUUAAAAUGGAAAAAAUCCACAGGAGAACAGGAAAUGUUGUGGAAGUGAUUUUCAACCCUGUAUAGUGACAUGCAUUGUGUGUGACAUAAAUAAUCAUCAGAGUCAGACAUAAUAAGCACUGAAGUGGAAGCCUGUGUGCCAACCCUUUUAGUAUUAUUUUUUUAUUUUUUAUUUUUUUUGGCGGUACUGUUGCUCUGUAUGCUGAGCGCUGCCUGCACGUGGUUGGUGCCCACGAAGGCGUGAAACCUCUGCGCAUCAGAGAAAAGGAGAGCAGAUCGGAUAGAAGGCAAUUGGUCUUGAAUGAAGCAUUUGAUUUUCCUGCGUUGGAAAAUCCAAUGCUAUCCAGACGGCAGCAGGGCAAAGCUUUCAGUUCGAUAUGUGGCUUGGCUUGUGUCAGAAAAAGCACCUCAUUGUCCUCUUUGCCUCCCCACAACAUUCCGCCUGCUCUUACAGCGUGGAAUCCAAUGUUUUGUUCAGGGCAGCUGGAAUUGGCGACCCCGUCCAUGGUAUGGUUUCAUUUAAUUCUACAAGUGCUCAAGUUUGGUACAACAAGUGCCACAUAUUGUAAGCCCCCCCCCCCCCCCAUCCCCCCACCAUGGGGUUUCUAAUGAUCAGCCAUAUCAGCUUAACAAACCUCACCUCUCCCUCUGCACCAGUUCAUCCAGUUAUUUCCAAUCACUUGCCAGCUCAAACAUGCAAUAAAACACGAUGUGUGUAUAAUCCGUCAGAAUUGGACAUGAAAGGAGACUGCCUUGGGGAGGAUUGCUCCUCCACUCACCCCCCCCCCAUCUCUCCUUCCUUCUGUAUUUUACUCUUUUCUCUCGGCUGCCUCUGUCGACUUGAUGAGGGUUCCUGAUGUUAACAAAGAUUGAAUUUAAUAUUAAACAGGCGGAGCCUACUGUCUCCUUUCUCGUUAUGGAAUUGCUGAAUCCCCACCUGGCCAUUACAGUAUUGGACUCUGUAUUGUUACUGCUGCUGCCAAAACCAUUCGUUUUAUUUGGCAUAAGCAUGGCUUUACGGUUGUUGAUGCUGUGAUCUUAACAAUGUUUAUUAAGGUGAAAAUUGGGAACAAUGAGCUUUAUCAGUCAUUUUUGUGACGUCAUCUGCAUUCACAGGUUUGCUAUAUAUAACUAGCACUACGUAUUUGCUCUUUGUGUCAAUUUAUUGAGCAGAGAAUUGAAAGGCUCUCUGGUGUAUUAUGUAUGGCUCUGCACCCUUUUGCCACCCCCACCCCCCUACCGAGACUCAGUAGCCUUCACCAUGUCAACUCAGUCAGUCAUCUUUUUCAGCUGCCACUGCUUUGAUUUUGGAGAAGGGACAUGUCGGGCUGCAGUUCCAGAGGCAAAAUGUUUCGUUUGAUUCAGAGGUUUUCCCCUCUAGGCUGCCUAAAAGCUCCUCUGGGGAGCUACGUUGACAAUGCAUAAGCCUCAAUAAGUGCAGGAACAUGACAACUUAAACAAAUCAGAAAGUGAGGAGUCUCUUCUCUUCCUCCUCCUACUCUGGUGAGUAGCCAGCUUUGGGAACAUGCAGCCAUUUCGACGGCAACGUCUCCUAUUAUUUUUCAUUUCAAAGUGACAUAGACCCUACCUCAUUCUCAGUUCUGUGACAGAAUGCCAUGUAAAAACAUAAAGUCAGUGACAACGUCAAGGGUUGGGGAUGGCAGGGACGGAGUGUUGUACAGUGAUGUUCAAAAUGUAGUGAAGAUUAACACAAGUGCUUUUUAUCUUUCAGAAUCCUUAACAUUUGUAGCAGACUUACAUGAUGUACGUUUUUUUCCUUUCAAUGUGGGAUUUUAAAAAGUAUACAGAAAAGUUCAAAAUUCUUUAGAUGAGGUUUGAUUGACAUGUCUCUGAUGUUCAUCCAUGAACUUGAUGUCAAAGAGUUUGGCCCUCAGAGUCUUUUAGUUUACAGUUUGUACAAAAGAAAAUGUGCCCUUCUUGUAAAAUAAAAAGUUGUAUGUA
Molecule: messenger RNA, 6941 nt
Organism: Oryzias latipes (Japanese medaka)
Lineage: Eukaryota; Metazoa; Chordata; Actinopteri; Beloniformes; Adrianichthyidae
Gene: drd1b
Product: dopamine receptor D1b
Biological process (GO): G protein-coupled dopamine receptor signaling pathway; adenylate cyclase-activating adrenergic receptor signaling pathway; vasodilation
Cellular component (GO): plasma membrane
Molecular function (GO): dopamine neurotransmitter receptor activity, coupled via Gs; G protein-coupled receptor activity
Source: RefSeq, a predicted model, not a curated record